This is a messenger RNA of Eufriesea mexicana, 790 nucleotides long. RefSeq lists its product as uncharacterized. NCBI's taxonomy places the organism in Eukaryota, Metazoa, Arthropoda, Insecta, Hymenoptera, Apidae. The transcript has 2 exons. The record is from RefSeq and is a predicted model, not a curated record. The coding region runs from base 84 to 638 and encodes 184 amino acids.
AGUGUCGCCACGUAACCACUGUUGUCAACAACGUCAAUAACAACAGUUUUAAUGACACUGCGAACAACAAUAACCUGAAGCUGAUGAAGAGCACGAAGGACAACAGCCUGGUACCAAAAAACACCAUGAACAAUUACCGAGUAAUAAACGCUCUAAAUUCCUUGUCUUUAAAGGAAAACGCUAAGCUUCUGGCUCGUCUGGACGAGACCAGAGCUCUAAAGAACUCGAAGAACAGUAACCUGGCCAGGUCAAUGAAGAACCAGCCAUUACCCUUGACCCCAGCCAAGAAGAGGUCUUCCCUUGCUCGUCCAGUUCGAGUCCACGACUCCUUCGACCAACCCAGGAAACUGUUGCCUAUGGAAUACCCUUUCCACACUCCACAAAAGGCCAACGAAACCACGUACGAAGAGGAUGAGUACAAGGAGACCAACUGGUCCAUCCGGCUGAAGCUUGAGCAAAUGUUCGAGCUGACCUUGCCACAGACCAAGAAAAGGACAAAGAAGAAAACGCCGAUCAUGCUGAUGAAACAGCAACAGGCCAAUAAACACGCAUGCAAGGACACGGAAAGGCUGCUGCGUGUACCCAGCAAUGUGGACCAAGAUACUAGGUACAACGUCACACAGUGUUCUGUCAUGUGAAGACUCACGUAGACGGUCGUGGAGCGAAAAUUGAAGAGACUGGUGCUCGUUGGAGGUUAAUUUAAAGUCUUCACGAAGUAGAGGUAGACCCAUACCUUGAAGUUGAGCUGCAAGAGCCUCCUGUUGAUGAGCACAUUGAACAUUAAGUUCUC